UAUCAGCGGCUUGAUUCACCUCUUCUGCGCAGCCAACGCCACCACCGAGGCUAGCAACAAUCCGUGGCGUACAACCAAUCUUACAUAUUCCAAACAAAGCCACGUUCCUUGCUCCUAGCUGGUACAAUUGCUAAACAAGACACAUAUGUAAAGUUUAUAAACAACAGACUAAUUUAUAGUUGGUUCCGUUUAUUUAUGUGCAUAAAUUCUAAGAUUUAGUGAAAACAUAAUGCCAUUUACAACUUUAUACAAAAUAAUUUGUAACUGUAAACUCUUUUGGGAUCAACUUGUAAACAUAAACUUCUUUUGUAACUAACAUGGUGCAUUCCUAAUCUUGAGUAGCAGCAAUCGGAUAUGUUCUUCAGAUUAAUCCAAACUAGAAGUGUAGAAAUUUUUAACCAAAAAAAGAAAUCAGUUAGAUUAGCUUGGGUUAAUUUUCUAUCUUAAUUUUAAUAUUAAAAAUGCUGGAUUCCAACGCCCAAACUAUUGUUUCGCCAAUCAUUUAAAAAUUCGGUUAACAUUUUACGGUUUAGUCAUCGGUUAGACUUUGGCGGUCACUAUUGAUAUUGGACCGGACUUUGUCUUGUCGUUGUCGGGACAAGCAAGAGAAAUAUAAAGUUGAGCUCGCUUGAGGGUUUUAGGCCGCCGUCGAUUGUUUGUCACCUCACCGGUAGGGUUUUAACAAUCACUCUUCUUCUCCUCGACCCUGUCACCGUCAUCUGUUCAUUAAACUUAGAACUUUUGAAGAUGAAAAGGAAGGAUACCACUCCGCCGCAGAAACCCAAUCCGUCGAAGAAGACAAAGAAAACAAAGAAGAACAACCCUCAAACUCAGCUUGUAGAUGUUCCGGUAGAGGUCGUAAAAACCAAACCUUUUGAUCAGAAGAAAACAGCUUCGGGCAUUGUUUCCGAAGAGGGUCCAUGGAAGAACCUUGAGCUUAUACUCUCGUUGCAGAACAAUGAAUUAAGCAACAAAGAGAAGAUGGAGUUGGCUUUCAGUUUUGUGGAAGCAUAUACAGGAGAGAAGAGGAGUGACGACGAGGAUGAUGAAGAAUGUCAAGCGGUUACGAUCUCUCGUCUGGUUAUGUAUCUAAGCGACUGGAUCCAGUCACUGUUUUUCUCUAAAGAACAAAACUUUCAAGUCAAGGCUGAGAUUUGUUUGGACUUUAGAUGCUGGAACAUCCUCAGGUUCUGCCUGAAGCAGUCGUCAAUCUUGCACGUCUCUAUCAAUUCGUCAAGAUACCUUUUGAAGGCUAUAGGGUUUAUCGCCGGAGAUCUUCUAUCUUCUAUCGGAGAUGGUCAAGGCUUUGAAGCGUUCAGCUCUGUGGUUGACUGCGUAGAGUUGUUGUUUUCAUCGAAAAGCGGGCUUUUCAAUGAUAACUUCGACUUGUGGUUCUCAGCUGUGGAGCCUGUUCUGAACCUCACUCAUAGAGUUCUUGCAGAGAAUAUCAAAGAUGCGUUUGUGCUUAGAUUCUCUUGCUUGGUUCUUGAGCCGUUCUCUACGUUUAUGGUUCAGCCGACUAAGAAGAAUGGGUUUCAAGAUUUCGUGGACAAGCUUGUUGAGCCUUUACUGAGUGUGUUGGGUUUAUUGAUAGCCAGGGAAGACAAAGGUUAUGGUUUGGAAACGGCCUUGUUGAAGUUGAUUCAGGAAAUACUAUCUCUAGGUCUGUUUCAUUCAUCUCAUAUCGAUGGGUUCUUAGGCCUAGGCGGAGCGGAAAGGUAUUUGCCAGAAUCGAAUGUGAGCAAAACCGUUUUGAAAAGCUAUCAUCGGCAUUUUUUCACCAAGUUUGAGAACAUGUUAGUGAUGAAGAAGGAGGUGGAGCUGAGCUGUAUGGGGUCAUUGUUUAGUUUGUUUAUCAACAGAGUGAUGAAACAGCAAAGAGACUCAAAUCAGCUGGCUACAAAGGCCUCAAAGCAGCAAGGCGCAUCUACAAAUGAUAACGAGUCUUCUGCAAAGAGUCAUAGCUCAAGUUUCAUCCGCUGGGAGUCGCGGAAGUCACUUUUUGAUUUCUUCCUGCAUCUUAUGGAACCUAUAUUGCUAAAGAUCGAUGGACAUGUUGAAUCUAGCUCUGACAUUGCAUCUCUGUUAGCUGAUUUCUGUUGUUUGAUUAAGUCCGCAAAUGGUUUACUCUACCACUUUGCUCACGAGAGGAUAUACGUAAAGACAGAGGAUGCAUCUGAAGGAGCUUGCUUCUGUUUCUUGAAGAAAAUCUUCACAACAAUAGUUUCAGUUGCUUCUCAAUUACAACACACAUAUUCUGAAGGGUCGAAGAUGCAUGUUUUGUUAGCCAAGGAGCUGAUAACUGCGAUAGGCUACUUGCUGCAAAUUGAAUACGAAGUUAUUGAGAAUGAUUUAGUUACUUUGUGGCUAACCAUUCUCUCUUUCACGAGGUUUAGUAGUUUUUCAUCAGAGAACGCAGAAGAUGACUGCUCGUUGACUUCAUUGUUGAUUGGUCUCGGAUGUCAGUUGAUAAACUUAUACAGUGACCUCCGUCAGGUAAGUGUUGCUGUAUUUGCUAUGUGCAAAGCUGUAAGGCUUAUGAUACCUUCUGAUGGUGAUAAUGUGGAGAUGGUCGACAUCAGAGAGCUUCCACUGUUAGAAAGAAGCGCACAAUCAGUGGAGAAGCUCAUGUCAUGUCAAGAUCUAAGGCUUGCUAUACAUAGAGCUGUUAAAGCUAUACCAGAAGGCCAAGCAUCUGAUUUCAUCAAGAGCUUGACUACAGAUGUAUCAGAAACCUCAGAUUGGAUAAGAGUUAGUUGCUCAGCAAGUGCUAGAGAACAAGAUGGACAGGUGGCAGCGUUCUUGGCCGGAGCUUUGUCUGCUAUCUAUUCACUUAUUCUGGACUCGCUAACUAUCAAAACCGGGAACAGUAUCAGUGUCGCCGAGUCCAUGAACUCUCUGGUGAUUCUCAUCCGUCCUUGCUUAACUCACCUGGUUUCUUCCGGCUCAGAUUGCAUCGAAAAUUUCCUUUCUGCUGUCACCGGAAAGGAUUUGGACAUUAUAAUUACUGAAAAGAAUAGAGAGACCUACAGAAAGUCUGCGCGCUUGUUUAUUAUCUUCUUCUUGCGAAUCUACAUGUCUUCCCGAAGCUUAUCUAGGCAACUGAUUUGUCUUAUGCCUCCGAAAAAGUCGAAAGAGAUGGCUGUUAUUAUGGGUGACUCUGCUACAGCUCGCCGCGGAAGUGAUUGGGUGAAAAAGAAGAGUUGGAAUGAUGAAGGCUACUUUUCAUGGAUCUGCCAACCUUCAGCUUCUAUUGUUGACAUUAUUAAACAAAUUUCAGAUGUUUACCUCAAUGAUGACAGUGCAGAGGACUGCUCCUUGCUGGUGUAUAUAUUAUAUGGAGUGGCUCUUCAGAGACUUGUUGAUUUAAACAGAGAUAUAAAAUCACUUGAUUAUGUGUCGCAGAUAAGUGAUCAUCAGAUGCAUGGUACAGUGCUGGAGCAUGUUUCAGUACUUAAGUCUGAAGGAGAAGAGCUUACUGAGUUUCUUUUGGGUAACACCAUCAUACCAGGAUUUUCUGAAGUUGGAGCUUUUGAAACGAUAGAUGACACUGAUCAGUGUUUGCCUGCUGUGCGUUUGGGGGUUCUUAGCCAGCAUAUUGAUAUUUGGUGCCCCCAUGCAGGAAAAAAGAAUAUGAAGAGCUUCCUGUCUCAGCUAAUAGGAAGUUCCGUUAUGUCAAAUCUUGGCUUGGAGAAUAGUGUAGACAAAGGCACUCAAAAUAAGAAAACAGGGUUGGAACAGUCUUCGUUAGGGCUUCUUUGUGAUUCAGUAUUGUAUGAGCAUGAAUUUGUUCGCAGGUCUUUGGCGCCGAGUUUUUCCCACAUACUCAAAAUGACAACAGAAGCAAUGUUCAAGGACUUCACCGAAGAAGUAGAUUCACCAUCAGAUUGGUCAGAGGUGUUAGUCUUGCUUGAAAGUUCAGUGGCCAAGCUUCAGUCGGAAGCCUAUUUCGAGGGGCAUGUGUCACAGCUGGACAAUCGAAAGUAUACAGCUUGUAAAAAUUUGCUAAAUCUUUUAUGUGUGAUGCCCAAGGAGUAUAUGAAUAAGAAGUCACUCCAACUUUAUGCAAGUUUUCUCCUCGACCUUGAGAGGUUUAUAGUUUUUAGCAUGUUGAGAUGUUUGGACAAGCUGUCUCCGGGUGAUAUGCAAAACCUUUUCAGCCUGUUCAUCACUUGCAGAAAAACUUUGAAAAGCGUUGCUAUGGUUUCUUGCGACAAGGUGCUAAGAUCUACCGAGUUGCCUUUAUCUGAUAUUCUAUCGUUGACUUCUUGGCUUUUCAAAUCAGCACAAGCUGUGGUUACUUGUCAAGAGAGAGUCAGGAGUGAUUUCACAAGAAAAUCAAGGGACUCCCUCUUUGCGUUGAUGGAUCACACAUCGUAUAUGUUUAUGACCAUAAGUAGAGAUCAGUUUAGCAAGGCGCUACCACUGUUUGAUGGACAACUCAUUUCAACCGAGGGAAGUAGACAAGCAAACCGUGCAUUUGAGAGCGUGACAGAACAGGCAGAAACUCUACUAGAUUCCUUAAGAUCCACCUUCAGAGAUGGGAGAACAGUCUUUGAAUGUAAGACACUGAUACUGAACGAGUUAGUACCCAUAUUCUCUUCUCUUAGUGGGUUGUUGUGGGGGUUAGCAUCUACAGUGAGUCACAGAGAUAUGCAGAAGAGUCAUAUGAACGCGAAACUGAAAUGGAAAUCAGAAGAAUUCUCGAAGCUUUCUGGCAUUAUCCAUGUUCUUAGCAAUUUUUUUGAGGUUUUCGCACAGUACCUGUUUCUUAGUGCUGAUGCGCAGCAAGAAAUUGGAACCAGUCUCAACUGGACUGGAUUGCUUGAUGGGACCGAGAGUUCUGGUGACAUGGUGGAGAGUAGCAGCGAUGUGAAAAAACAUAUUAUUGAGAGUUUAAUGAAGGGUGAUUCUACGGAAGUCGUGUUAGCACUCAGGCAUCUGUUAAUUGCUUCUGCUGCAAUAUUAAAUCUAAAUCUCCAGAUCAAGGGCAUUACAUUCUCACCCACAUUCAUCCCUGUUCUCACAGACAUCUCAUUUGAUCUACUGUCUGUAUUAGCAGGCACGAGCGAGUUACCUCUCGAGUUCUCAUUCAUAUGGUUGGAUGGUGCAGCGAAGUAUCUAGAAGAGUUAGGGAGCCACUUGUGCUUGUAUAAACGUAUGUCAAACAGAGAUCAUCUCUACUCGAAGUCGAUUGAGUUGCACCUGAAGGUGAUUGGGAAAUGCAUAUCGCUACAAGGGAAGGAGGCUACCUUGGAGUCUCACGAGACAGGGUUUGGUACUAACGUAAUCCAUGCUAAGAAAGUGGAAUCAGAAAGAAGCCGGUCUCAUCAGAGAUUACAUUGGUUGGAGGAAUUAAAAGUGAGGUUUAGAAUGUCAUUUAAAGUGUUGUUACAUAACUCCGAAGAGUCACAUUUAAAGUCAGGACUAGAAGCUAUACAAAGAGCACUGGUUGGAGUGUGUGAAGUGUGCCCAGCUAUCUAUAGCAUACAGACUGGAGACAGAGAUGGGGGUAGAAUCUCUGAAACCGCUGCGGCUGGUAUCGACUGUCUGGACCUAGUUCUGGAGCAUGCCACAGGUCGCAAUCGUUUGAGUGAGGUUAAAGGACGCAUCCAGGGAUUAGUGUCGGCAGUGUUCGGUAUCAUGUCUCACAUGCAGAGUCCAUUUAUCUUCUGCACAGAUGCAGUUGUUGGCAAGCAGGGUCCCAAAUCUCCGGAUGCUGGAUCAGUCACUCUCAUGUGUGUGGAAGUCUUGAUAAGAAUAGCAGGGAAACAGGCAUUGUUUGAGAUGAAUCCAUCGCACAUAAGCCAAUCCAUACAUAUGCCUGGAGCAAUCUUUCGUGAUUAUGGGAAUUUGUUACGCAAGGAUGAUCAGCAACAAGAUCUCCAAGUAGACCAGAAAUUCUCUGUGAGCAUGUAUGCUGCUUGCUGCCGACUAAUAUAUACAUCUGUUAAGCAUCAUCCCAAAAAAACUGAGCGCUCCAUUGCUGCACUACUAGAAUCUACUUCUGCGCUUCUUCAUUGUCUGGAGACAGCAGGGAACAGAGUGGGUAAGUUUGCUUCAUUUGAAGUGGAAGAGGGAAUCACAUGUGCUUGUUUUCUUCGGAGGAUCUACGAAGAGCUAAGACAGCAGAAAGAAGUCUUUGGACAUCACUGUUUCAAGUUCUUGUCAACUUACAUAUGGAUUUCUUGUGGAUAUGGUCCUCUUAAAAUGGGUAUCAAAAGGGAGGUAGAUGAAGCUUUAAGGCCUGGUGUGUAUGCUCUCGUAGACUCUUGCUCUGAUCAGGAUCGUCAGUAUCUCCAUACAGUAUUUGGUGAAGGUCCUUGUAGGAACUAUCUAGCAGCUCUGAAACAAGAAUCCGAUUUGAAUUUCAAGUACGAGGGAAAGGUUUAGAAAAAUUACAAUUACUUUUUUUACUCUUGGAAUAUUGUAGCAAGUUACUAAUGGGAUUUGCUAAUUUGUUGAUGGUAAUACUAUACUUUCUUUGUUUUGAGAGUAUAAUAAUUGAUAAUGAAGUUACGCAUCA
Molecule: messenger RNA, 6526 nt
Organism: Brassica rapa (field mustard)
Lineage: Eukaryota; Viridiplantae; Streptophyta; Magnoliopsida; Brassicales; Brassicaceae
Biological process (GO): ribosome biogenesis
Cellular component (GO): nucleolus
Source: RefSeq, a predicted model, not a curated record